UAUAUGUCUCAUCUCUUGUCACUUUCCUUGCAGCUUUCUCGGGAGACGGAAGUGUUUUCACAUCACGCUUGGUUCGCUCGACAAGAGCACAAAUCACUGUUGCUGCACUCUGACUUUUCUCAUUGUUUUUGCUGCAAUACAGCUGCUUCGGAUUGCUAGACCCUACAAGUGCAACUGAAACAUCCUUUGCAAUAGUGUGCAUUAUUUAUUUUUGUCCAGAGUAUUUUACGUGCAGACACCUGUACUCUCAUUCUAUCUCUACUACACACUUUCAACUGGUGCUAUUUUACCUCAAAGUCUGCAAUAUGCCGCGUAAUUUUCUUGUGAAACGGACCAAGAGAACUGGCAGCGUGACGUACAGACAGAGAACUUCUGACGAAGAGUAUGAUGAUCUUGGCUUUGUUGAUGGUGAUCUGACAGACGCUUACAUCCGACCUUUCAAUUCACCUGAUUCCGGUUACAGUCAGAGUCCAGUAGCUCCCAUCAGCCACAAGGACCCGUCAUUGGCAUUCCAGUUCGACCGAGAUGCAACCGUUCGAUCCCCAAAUGUUCUUCAAGCCUCUGGUCCUGCACUCACGUCGUCUCAUAUACCUCUUACCCCUUAUUUCACGACGGGAUACAAAGCCUCCAUGCCUUCUCCGGUAACUCCUAACAUCAAGCUGACCCUGAGUGCCCCUCCAGUUCUGGGCACCAAGCGACCCAACUCAGAUUCGGACCACAAGCCACAUCGAGCUAAGAAACCCAAAGCGGCCAGAAAAUUAACCUUCGAGGAGGACAACCGUUCCCCUGUCCAUGGUACUAUCAUCAGAGAGGAAGUCGACAUAACCAGCAAGACGAACUCCCUUGGAAAGACCAGUGAUCAGAACGGAACCAAACUCGGAGGAGACUUUUUGUGCAAACUUUGCAAAGAAAGUUACUCAGAUCCACUUUCUCUCGCAUCACAUAAGUGUUCCUGUAUAGUCCAUGUCGAGUACAGGUGCCCAGAGUGCGACAAAGUUUUUAACUGCCCAGCGAACUUGGCUUCACAUCGUCGUUGGCAUAAACCAAAACCAGUCAACAACACCAGCAACAGUCAAAGAUCUACACCAACGAACUCUCCUCGCAUCCUACCUGCAGGUGGGGCCAAAGAAGCCCUCAAACAUUACCCUACCACCGUCCUCAAUAUUCCCGAUACCACUAGGAAGGGUGACAGUGGCAGCGAAGGGAGCAUGAGCAGGGGUAGCACACCGAGCCCCCUCCACCACCUGUUCCCUACAUCCAUGGACACCCCACGUAGCACUCCUAGCCCCAGUAGCACCUACAACAACAAUAACAACGAUACCAAAACGAGUCACGGUGGUGACAUGCUCUACCACUGUGAUCAGUGUGGCCGCAAGUUCCGCCGACCAGCCAACCUCCGUCGCCACAUGCAGCAACAUGGGGAAGAGGAAACCUUUCCCUGCCAGUACUGUGGACGUGUUUUCAACAGCCUGACUAGCAGAGCCAAACAUGUCCUGACCCAUGCCGUCAGCAACAACAAUAACAGCAACACUGCAACCAAACCCAGCAACCGAGACUGUGAAGACAACUAUGACCAGAGAGUUGCCCUUGACCGUCUUGAGAAAAUGCAACAACAUGGCUUACCAGGAGAGAUGUACGCCUGUAAGUAUUGCGCCAGUAUCUUCCCGACCUCACCAGGUCUUACCCGACAUAUCAACAAGAUGCAUCCAUCGGAGAACAGGCAGGUGAUUCUCCUACAAAUGCCCGCUCUUCGCACGUAAGUCUCAACCACAUACUGUGAUAAGGGUGAUUGGAACGCUAAAGAAAUUAGUAGCAAAAAGACAAUAUAGAGUAUGAAUAGAAAAUACCAAAACAAAGAGUUACCCUAAAAUUAUAAUGGCGGAGAAUGGGCAUCUGUUAAUGUGUUUAAGAGAUUAUCAUCAGACAUUAAAAUGUAUUUUUGUAUCAUUGAGUGUUAUGAAUUGUUAACUAUUAUUGGGAAUGUGCAUGGUGCCUACAUCAUGUUUUACAAACAUUAAUCUAAUAUUUUAUUACUGCACAACUUGCCCAUUACGCACUUGGUUCUAUAUUGCUUUAUUACCACUCAAAGUCACGAUUUCCACGAAAUUAUUUAUUCUCUCCAUUGUUAGAUAACAACAGUAAUAUAUUAUUUAUUCUUUAUCAUUAUAUGGCUUGUUUCUGAGUUCAUGUCGAGUUUAGCUUUUGUGACAGAAAGGAAAGAAUGCUCUCCGUGUAAUAGACUGCAAUUCAAAGACUCAUGGAAUUUCUUUAAUUAAACAUUCUACUGCAUGGUAAAAUAGUAUAGGGAUAGAAAACAGAUGGUCUUGUUAUAAUUCCCUAAGUAUUAUAUCCACAAUAUCGUUUGAUGAAAAAUAUAUGCCAAGCUUUAUUUUUGAAGAAAUCCAUCGGUCGGUUUUGCAUAAAUUAUUUUAUAGUUUCGUUUAUGUUUGUACAUUAGGAAUUAGGAAGAAUGAAAAUGUUAAGUUUCAAAUUAACUUGUCAUUGAAGUAGACGAUAGUUUAUAAUUCAUUGAAGACUUUCAAGCGUGUGCGAACCAGGUGGAGGGGAUACUGUGUUCAUAUGCAUGUUUUGACAUAGCUUACAUAGAAUCUUGCCAUAUUCUUACACAUUCCAAUAUAUCAAACCGUUAUAGUUGUAAUACAGUUCGACAAAACUCAACCAGAUUGUGCGUAACCCCGUCGCGACGUUGUAAUGAUGUUUUAAUUAUGCUGUUUGUCGAAUCAUUAAGAAAUGUGUCUCAUAACAGAGGCUAUUAAUUUUGUCCGUUAACCUUUCAAUGAUGAGUAGAAUAAUGAACAUUUGAAGUGGGAUAUUAAAGGGUUGGAGGUAAAUUAUUAAUCAAAAUUAAUCAAACAUAAUGCAGUACGUGCUCAUUAUGAUAUGGUGGUGUCUCUGUUCUCAGCAGUACCCGCUUCAUUCAUUCAUAUUGAGAACCGAACCGUGAAAUUACCGUAUAGAAGUAAUUGUUUAUUUUUAAUUAAUGUAAACCGAGUUCUAAAUGGGAGUUUUAUCUUAAUAAGGAGAGGUUUGUAUAUUACUUAUUGCAUUAAUAUAUGCUUGUCCUGUUCAUGUGCAAUUUAGCCAGUCAGCAUUUUUGCCAAAGCAUUGUAAACGUUUGGUAAAAUUGGUCAUCGUUUAUGGUGAAUUCCUUCAGUUAGGUUGCUUGGUUUAAGUGAAAUCUCUCUCUCUCUAUUGGUAUAAAAUAGUUUAUAUUUCCCACGGUGCAAUAAUUCUUCAUGGAAGACAUAAAUCCUCCCAGAAAAUGCUUAUGAUGUACCCAUAAACAUUCACAGUCGUUCGUAAAUGUUUAUAGUCGGUGGUCGGACAAGAUUUCCUUCUGCACUCUCACUAAUCCGCCCAAUGAACAUGUCCCACUCCAAACGAGAGAAAGGAGAGUCCGAAAGUACAGUGGGUUGUUUCUUUGUCUACGCGAGCUAGUGCGGACACAAAACGGAGCCGAUGCGAAUCUUACGGGUACAUAUUGGCUUGUUAACAGUACAGCGAGUGCUCGGAAAACCGCAGACAAAGAAACCGUUGGAGAACGCGCCUCCAACCGAAUUCGCUGCACACAAUAAGACGAGAUUACUGCAAUGAAAUUGCCUUUGUCGCACCGGAAAUGUAUAAAUCUUUAUUUCUGUCAUAUUUUUUCCCAUUUGCUUACAUUCCAACGGUUGACAUAGUGGUAUUUCACUUUCCAAUCGUAUUCGUCUGUGAUUGGAAUGUUGCCUAAUUAUGUUGUCGAACCCUUGCCAUUUUCUGUCAGAAAAUCAAUAGUAACUUAUUUCUUUUGUUUGUACUUUAUUUCAUCUGUUGGACUCAAUGAUUAGUGCAAGAAUGUAUUGUUAACUAUUUAUGAUUAUAUGAUAUUUAUUGCUGGUGUGAGUGAAUUUCUCUCUAUUUAUUUAUUUGGUUUCUCUACUUUUAAUUGAAUUCGAUUUUAAGCAUAGUUUCCCAACUAUCCUCUUUUUAAUUUUUGUUCGUGCUAUUUCAGAAUUUGUCACUUCUCCGUUCACUGUAUAUUUUGAAGCACUUAAAUCUGCCUUGUUGUUCACUAAGUUCAGUAUUUUACUUGCACAUUCCAUCAGAAUGUUUAUCUCUCUUUAUUUUCCUUUUAAAACCACAGUAGCCUUCAAAACGCAAAAUGACCAGAAGACUGUCUGGCAAAAUCGGCCAAAAUUAACCUUUUUUGCGUCGAUUUUAACCAGAGGGUGCUUAUGCAUUCACGGUGCCUAUUUUAGCCACGAUACCUUGGCCUACUUUGAUUUAGAAUUAGUAAAAAGAAAAGUUAUGAGCCUUAUUUAGUGAUAAUUUCACUUUGACGCGCUGAUGACACAAUCAUAACGCGUCGAUAUCUAUAUUUCACGGAGAAAAAAGUUAUCUGAAAAGUUCUGCCUAAUUUUGUAAAUCAAUUGUUGUCAAUCUGAGCAUUUCUGUAAAUCAAAAUUGUCUGUUCAAUGAAUAAUUGUCAACUCUAUAUUUUUUAAAAGAAAAAAAAUCAAGUAUAGAUAUAAUCUGAAUCUACUUUUCGUCAUAUUAAUAUACGUAACUGUAAUGUCUGCAAAUGCCUUCAAUUGUUUUAUCAAAUAUCACCGAAAAGGUACAUGUGAAAAUGCGUAGUUUUCCGAACGAGAAAGCUGUAAUAACAUUAACAGAAGUAUUUGAAUUUGUUUUUUCUUCGUCAAUGUAUACAUACUGUUUUCGUGAUAACAUGAAUUUGGUAUCCAAAUAAUACUUAUCAAAAUGAUGAUUACCAUAUUGCCAGAUACUGCAGUGAAGAGAUACAGCAAGUCUUUGUAGCGGAAAAUUUAUUGUACUGUACCUGUUCGAUAAGGACUGUCAAUGAUGCGUACAAAGUAUAGAUUUAUCAACAUAUGCAUUUGGGGACAAAUAUCAAUGCAGGAUUACGCAUUGUCUUGUCCGAAAAUGUUGUCAAAUAACAUGUUUAUUUGAAAUGCCGUCAGUUUAACUUCUUUCGAUUGCUGCCUUCUCUUCUCAUGCGUCUGAUCAUUGUUUGCUGUUACGUAAAUUCCUCUAUUUUUCUCAAUUUCUAUCCAUUCGAUUUGUCUAUUUUGUGUAUUUUAAGUUGGUGUGGACGAUAUAAUAGUGUCCAUGUCUCGCAGUCGGGUUGAAACAAAUGCUGACAACAAUGUUUUUAUAACAUGCAGAUGUAUAUCAAUGAUUCCAUAUUCUAUCUAUUAACUUAUUGGACACAUUCCACGUUAUUUAUUACAACAAACACCUUGCAAAUAUUAUUAUUUGGUGCUGCGAGAAGAUAUAAGAAAAUGGAUUGGCCCUAUUUAAGGGUGAGGCCAUUGUUAAGUUUAACAAAUACCUGUAUAAUGAUUACCGUUGUUUUUGGAUUGCCGACAUGUUGGCAAGAUUUUUUAGUUAGUGUUAUGAAUGUAUUUAUUUUGUCGUACAUCCAAAAUUUGUAACAGCUACGCAUGCUCAUGCUGAGUAGUUGAAUUAUUUGAUUUGUGUAAUAUAACUUUUACAAUUAUGUUGACUGAAUAAAUGAAUAAAGUUAAACACUUUAAAUAUUUAUUGUGAA
Messenger RNA from Strongylocentrotus purpuratus (purple sea urchin), 5572 nucleotides. RefSeq names its product insulinoma-associated protein 1a (gene insm2). Gene Ontology annotation, molecular function: RNA polymerase II cis-regulatory region sequence-specific DNA binding; DNA-binding transcription repressor activity, RNA polymerase II-specific. The record is from RefSeq and is a predicted model, not a curated record. The coding region runs from base 306 to 1760 and encodes 484 amino acids. Lineage: Eukaryota; Metazoa; Echinodermata; Echinoidea; Camarodonta; Strongylocentrotidae. The transcript has a single exon. Gene Ontology annotation, biological process: regulation of cell cycle process; negative regulation of transcription by RNA polymerase II; neuron differentiation. Gene Ontology annotation, cellular component: transcription repressor complex; nucleus.